This is a messenger RNA of Magallana angulata, 1855 nucleotides long. RefSeq lists its product as uncharacterized. Lineage: Eukaryota; Metazoa; Mollusca; Bivalvia; Ostreida; Ostreidae. The transcript is spliced from 2 exons. The record is from RefSeq and is a predicted model, not a curated record. The coding region runs from base 272 to 1756 and encodes 494 amino acids.
UAUAAGAGAAUGGGAAAAGAUAACUUCAGAUUCAUGGAUCCUUAAUACAAUUUUAGGUUACAAAAUUGAGUUUGAUGAAAUUCCUUUUCAAAACAAAAUUCCUGUUCCUAUUAAAUUUAAUGAAAAACAAACAGAUAUAAUAGAUCAAGAGGUUAUAGACCUCCUGAAUAAAAAUGCAAUCAGUGUAAGCAAGUUUGAAGCAAAUCAAUUUAUUUCUAAUAUUUUUAUAGUGGAAAAGAAAAAUGGCAAAUUUAGACCGGUGAUAAAUUUGAUGAAAUUGAAUGAAUUUAUUACUUAUCACCAUUUUAAGAUGGAAACUUUAGAUGUGGUUUUAUCUUCUAUAAAAAGAAACUCAUUUUUUGUCAGUAUUGAUUUGAAGGAUGCUUAUUUGUCAGUACCCAUUUAUAAAAAUGACAGAAAGUAUUUGAAAUUUUUUUGGAAAGGAGUCCUUUAUCAAUGCAAUGCACUAAUGUUUGGUUUGGCAUCAGCUCCGAGAGUUUUUACUAAAUUAAUGAAACCCAUUUUUGCUUUUAUACGACAGCAAGGAAUAUCUUCAUUUUAUUAUAUUGAUGACUCAUUAAUUCAGGCUAAUCAUUUUGCUAAAUGUGAACGGGAUGCAAAAUUUUUAGUUAAUUUGUUAGAAAGCUUGGGAUUUGUUGUUAACAGAGAAAAAUCGGUUUUAAUACCAUCUCAAGAAAUACAUUAUUUGGGUCAUAUUAUAGACUCUGUCAAAUUCAAGGUAUAUCUACCAGAUGAAAAAGUUGAAAAAAUUAUUUCUUAUUGUAACUUACUUUCAACCAAAAAAGUAUGUUUUAUUAGGGAAGUUGCAAGAUUAAUAGGAUUAUUUACUUCCUCCCUUCAUGCCAUAAAUCUAGGAGCUCUAUUUUUUAGAUACUUAGACAGAGAUAAAGUUCAAGCUUUGGCUAAAGAGAAUAACGAUUAUGAUGCACAAAUGUUGUUGAGUGAUAUGUCUAUUAACGAAAUAGUUUGGUGGAAAGAAAAUAUAACACUUAGGAAUGGGAAAUGGAUACGGGACCCAAAAGUAGAUAUUUAUUUGGAAACAGAUGCUUCAAAAGCUGGAUGGGGUGCAAAUUUAAAUGGUAAAAUCACUGGUGGCAGAUGGUCAAAAACAGAAUCAGUUUUGCAUAUAAAUAUUUUAGAAAUUAUGGCUAUCAAAUUUGCAUUACAGAGUUUAUGUCAGAAUAUGAAAAAUAUACAUAUUUGUAUUAGAUCAGACAAUAGCGCUGCUGUCUCAUACAUUAAUAAUCAAGGUGGAUCAGUAUUAUCAUUAUUUGAAGAGGCUAAAAAUAUUUGGCUUUGGUGUGAUAAUAAGAAUAUACUAAUUUCUGCUGUUCAUAUUGCGGGAAAAAAUAAUGUUACUGCUGAUUAUAUGUCUAGAUCCUUCAGUGAUUCAACAGAAUGGAAAUUGAAUGAAAAGGUCUUUGAUGAAUUAUGUAGAAUAUUUUUUUAUCCAGACAUGGAUCUCUUUGCAUCUAGACUAAAUAGACAAUUAGAAAAUUAUAUUUCCUGGUUUCCUGAUCCUUUUGCUUUUACUUCAGAUGCAUUUUCUAUCAGUUGGUCAGAUUUUAAACCUUAUAUUUUUCCUCCUUUCAGUUUGAUUGGGAGAGUUUUACAGAAGUUGGAGGACGAUCAGAAGUGGUUUGACUUUCAUCGAUGGACGGAUUUACGAGUACCCGGAUACAGUCUCAGGACUAUUCUUAAAAAUGAUUGCACAGGAGGAACAUGGUCACAGUGACAUAUUUUUGCGUGUUAGUGAACGAUGAACUGUAUAGACUGUGGUGUGUUCUUUAUGACAUGGAUAUAUCGGACUUUGGAGUAAUUAUUACGUAUAAUU